This is a messenger RNA of Ostreococcus tauri, 909 nucleotides long. RefSeq names its product Tetratricopeptide repeat. Gene Ontology annotation, biological process: retrograde vesicle-mediated transport, Golgi to endoplasmic reticulum; endoplasmic reticulum to Golgi vesicle-mediated transport; intra-Golgi vesicle-mediated transport. NCBI's taxonomy places the organism in Eukaryota, Viridiplantae, Chlorophyta, Mamiellophyceae, Mamiellales, Bathycoccaceae. The coding region runs from base 1 to 909 and encodes 302 amino acids. Gene Ontology annotation, cellular component: COPI vesicle coat. Gene Ontology annotation, molecular function: structural molecule activity; protein binding. The record is from RefSeq and is a predicted model, not a curated record. The transcript has a single exon.
AUGGCGACCUCGGAGAGUUUGUUUCGAUGCGAGAACAUGUACCACGUCGGUGCGUAUCGAGACGCCGUGGACGCGGCGCGCGCGUGCGACGUGGACGGUGAUCUCUCGCCCGCGGAGUGUGAAAAACGAGAAUCCUUGCGCCUGCGCGCGCGCUUGGCGCUCGGGGAGAUCGACGACGUGAUCGCGAGCGUGGAGGCGAUGGGGACGAACGCGGGACCGGGAGCGCGAUCGUGUAAAGUUCUCGCGAUGUACGAGCGCGCGGUGCGAACGGGGGACGAGAGUGGGAGAAAUGCGCUGUGUGAAGACGCGCUCGCGUCGUUGGAGGAGACGAGCGGGACGAUGGACGCGUGGACCAGGGCGUCGAACGCGACGGUGCUGGCGAGAGAGGGACGAUACGCGGAGGCGUUGCGGUUGUGUCACGGCUCGAGUGAUCUGGAGGUUAUGGCGGUGGCGGUGAGCGUUUUAUGCGCCAUGGACCGACCGGAGUUGGCGGAGAAGCACGCGCGCGCGAUGCAGCAGGUGGACGACGACUCCACGGUGGCGCAACUCGCGAGCGCGUGGGCAUCUCUGGCGAGCGGUGGGAAGAAGAUUCAAGACGCGUCGUACAUCUAUCAAGAGCUUGGAGACAAGUACGCGUGGACGCCCAAGCUGUACAACGCCUCCGCCGUGUGCUCGAUGAUGAUGGGAUCGUACGACGACGCCGAGCGCGAUCUCACCGAAGCCGUCGCGAUGGAUCCGAAGAACCCCGAGACUUUGGCCAAUCUCGCCACGUGCGCGCUCCAUCUGGGGAAACCGAGCGGGCGAUUCAUCAACGCCAUUCGUACCCUCGAAAUCCCGAGCGAAAGUCUCACCCGAGUCGACGAUCUCGAGGCGUAUUUUGACCGCGCGAGCGCCGCCGCGGAUGUUUAG